UAUAGCCUCACAAAGCUUCUCUCCAUCGACCGAAUUCCGCAAGUCCCACAAUAAACAAACACCACUUUGUUGAUCCUCAUAAUUAUUCCUCUUUCACACUCCUAUCUUCCUCCAUGCCAGUGAGUUCUUGAGAGUUUAAUAUUUCUAGAAUCAAUUUAAAAGGGAUCAUUAUAUAAUUAAUAACAAUCUUAGUUUCCUUUAGUGGGUCUUAACCCUUUUGCCUUUAUAUCCCCUCAAGACAAAAAAAAGAGAGAGCAACAAACACUUUAUGUCUUAAUUUUGUUUCAUCUCUCUUCAUAUUCUUGAGUUUAUAUUUUAAACAAUCUCAAGCUAAAAGAAUGCCCUUGGAGGCUGUCGUAAACCCGCAAGAUCCAGUCGGAUACCUUUCUAAUUGCAAAGAUUUCAUGUUCCACGACUUUUACUACCAAGAAGAGAUAGUAUCUCAAGAUACAAAGAACAACAUUGAUAAGUUAGGGCACGAACAGAGAUUUGUGGAAAACGAUAAGGAGGAAGAACGUCAAUGGGGAGACCAUCAUCAUCAUCAGUGCCCUGUAGUCCCUUCGUUGGAAGAAGAGCUUGGUCUUCCCGCCAUUGAUGUGGAAAAUCCUCCUCCUGUGCAGCAGAGGAGGAAGAAGAGGAGAACAAGGAGCAAUAAGAACAAGGAAGAGAUCGAGAACCAGAGAAUGACUCACAUCGCCGUCGAGAGAAAUCGCCGGAAACAGAUGAACGAGUAUCUCGCCGUGCUCCGUUCUCUAAUGCCGUUGUCGUAUGCUCAAAGGGGAGAUCAAGCGUCGAUAGUAGGAGGAGCCAUUAACUACGUAAAGAAGUUAGAGCACAUCUUACAGUCCAUGGAGCCUAGGAGAACCACGACCACGAGCCAUGAAGCCGACACAAGCACUAGCUCGUUGGUGUGUACCUUCUCAGAUGUCUUCACUUUCCCUCAGUACUCGAAAAAUUCAUUAUCAGAAGUGGAAAGCUCAUCUUCACCGGCGGAAAUAGAAGUGACGGUGGCGGAAGGCCACGCGAACGUCAAGAUAAUGGCGAAGAAGAAACCAAGGCAGCUUCUUAAGCUCGUAGCUUCCAUACAGAGCUUAAGGCUCUCUCUUCUUCAUCUCAAUGUGACCACUCUGGACAAAUUGAUUCUCUACUCCAUCAGCGUCAAGGUUGAAGAAGGGAGCCAACUGAAUACCGUGGAGGACAUUGCAACAGCUCUGAAUCAAAUCAUAUGGAGGAUUCAAGAAGAGUCAUAAUAAUCUCUCAUAUAAGAUUGAGUCAUUUAGUUUCAAAAUGUGUAUUUUCCUUUAUAUUUAUCUGGAAAUAAUUGAAGUACAAACUCAUCUAAUUCCUGUACUUCUUUUACUGUUUCUCGCCUUUUUUAUGUAAGUUGAAUGUUUCCUGUAAUGCAUAUGUUGUUUUUGGCC
Molecule: messenger RNA, 1421 nt
Organism: Brassica napus (rape)
Lineage: Eukaryota; Viridiplantae; Streptophyta; Magnoliopsida; Brassicales; Brassicaceae
Product: transcription factor bHLH94
Exons: 3
Coding region: 339-1250 (303 amino acids)
Biological process (GO): regulation of transcription by RNA polymerase II
Molecular function (GO): DNA-binding transcription factor activity, RNA polymerase II-specific; protein dimerization activity; RNA polymerase II cis-regulatory region sequence-specific DNA binding
Source: RefSeq, a predicted model, not a curated record